Molecule: messenger RNA, 2818 nt
Organism: Corylus avellana
Lineage: Eukaryota; Viridiplantae; Streptophyta; Magnoliopsida; Fagales; Betulaceae
Source: RefSeq, a predicted model, not a curated record
GCACGAUUCACAAAUCGCAGAACAGAAUUGCAGCGCCAACGGCUGCUUCCCACACCGCCGCUUCCAGCCUUCGACACAACCGGAUAGAACACUGUCAGCCACUGACUGCCGUUCCCGCACUCGGCCCAGCGACACUGCUCCUACGUUUCAGCGCCGCGAAACCCACCGCUCAGCACUUAAAACAACUCGGGUCCACCGCCUGCCACCGUCGGCCACCGCGCCAGCCCACGGAGGAUCGCGCUGCACCCCGUCUUCGAACAGGACUAUUUAAUUGCAACCUCGUUGAUUUUUAUUUGUAUUACGGCUACGAACAAUGCUUUCUGGACUCAAGUUCAUUCCCCGUGAUAAGAUUGAGAAAGCACAAGAUGAUGAUUCAGAUGAUUCUAUAAAGGAGAGGAAAAAAUCAGGUAGUAGAAAGGAAAAACAUAGGGUGAAAGGGAAGAGUUCUAGGUACAGAAGUAGUUCGGAUGAUGAAGAUGUUGAGAGAAUUAGGAAACGGUCUAGUAAGAAGAAGAAAAAAUGGUACUCAUCGGAUGAAUAUUCUUCGAGUGAAAGUGAGGGGAGUUCGGACGAUGAAGAAAUGAAGGAUCGGGAUAAGAGAAAGGGUAGGAGGAAGCAUAAGAGAAGCAAUGCUGAUGCUUCGGGGGAUGAGGAUAGUGAUAAGACAGAGAAGAGGUCGAGACGUAAGGAAGAUGGGAGGAGGAGGAGCAAGGAAAGAGGGGGUCGAGAGGAUGCUGCUGGAGAGGACUUGUCUGAUGGUGGGAGGGGAACUACUAAUUCCUUGAAAGAAGAGAUGGAAAUUGUUCGAAAAGAAAUGGGAUUGGAAUGGAUGCUCAGGCCUGCGGAGAAGAGGGACGAAGGGUCUGUAAUGACUGUUGACAACCAAUCAGAGGAAAUUCCCACCGAGGAGAUGAAGAAGGCAAAUCCCAGGGAAUUGAAUCCAUAUUUGAAGGAUGACGGCAGUGGUUAUCCAGAAGAGACUGAUGGGAGCAAAGCCACUGGGGACCGACUUUUGUCUUCUUCAGUUGUUGGAGAUGGAGGUGCCAGCUGGAGACUCAAAGCGUUGAAGCGCGCACGAGAACAAGCAGAUCGAGAAGGGCGAAAGCUUGACGAGGUUGUUGAAGAACGGUGGGGUUCUCUUGGUCAACUGACUGUGUCUGUAGCGUCUCGUAGAGCUGCUUCUUCUCAUGCUCAUCUACAUGCAAUAAAAGAUAGAAAGAGAGGGCUAACUGAGGAACGGUCAACAGGUUCAGGCAAAGAAAGUCAGAUGGAUGUAAAAAAGAGGAAUGAUGCGCACUACUUGAAGGACGUAUCUUUUCAGCAUCAUAAAAUGAGGGAGCCUAAAGUUCAAGAUUCUUUAUCGUGGGGAAAACGGAAAAGUCAAAAUCUGUCUUCUAAGGAUGCUGGCCUUAUCUCAGCUGCAGUAUCUAGUUUAAAUAAGUUUUCCAACGAUGGAAGCUUUAUGCGUGAAGUUUUUCAGCAGCAGAACAAUGAUUCUGGUGGUUUUGUUGAGUCAGCAACUAGUUCAUCACGAAUGAGCCAAUUUAGCGAAGGUAGUGCACCCGAUAAUGAUGGAUUAAGUGCCAACCAGUUGGCAGCUAAAGCUCUUCAGCUUCGUAUGAAAGGAAAGCAUGAAGAAGCCAAUAAACUUCAACAAGAAGCAGAGAAGAUUAGGGCAAGGCAGGGUGCUGGUGAUAAUUCAAUUAGACAACAGAAUAAGGAAAGCUCAAGCAGAUAUAUUAUGAAGGACAGAUCUGUUCGACAAAAGAAGGAUGAGGAUGAUGGUGAUAUGCAUCUAGCUCGAAAGAUAAUGCAGAACAAAAAAUUUACCACGUAUGGUCAAGCAGAUGAUGAGUAUGAUUUUGAAGAUGGUCCUAGAAGGAAAGCUCAGCAGAAGGCUGGAGGUAAUGAGCAGAAGGUUAAGAAGAAUAUGUCCCGUCUGUUAACUCAACAAGAGCGCUGUGUUUUUUGCUUUGAGAAUCCAAAGGGGCCAAAACAUCUUAUUGUGUCGAUAGCAAAUUUCACAUACUUGAUGUUGCCACAUAGGCAGCCUGUGGUGCCUGGUCAUUGCUGCAUUGUACCGCUGCAGCAUGAAUCGGCCACGAGAACUGUUGACAACAAUGUGUGGGAAGAAAUUCGCAAUUUCAAGAAAUGCCUUAUUUUGAUGUUUGAUAAGCAAGAGAAGGAUGUAGUGUUUCUUGAGACAGUGAUGGGGUUGGCACAACAACGAUGCCAUUGUUUGAUUGAGUGUAUUCCUUUGCCCCGAGAAAUCGCCGAAGAGGCUCCUUUAUACUUUAAACAGGAAAUUGAUGAAGCUACAAGUUGGUGGAGCCAACAUAAUGCAAAGAGGCUUAUUGAUACAAGUGAAAAGGGGUUGCGAGGUUCAAUUCCCAAAAACUUUCCAUAUUUCCACGUUGAAUUUGGUCUACACAAGGGAUUUGUGCAUGUAAUUGAUGAUGAGACACAGUUCAAAAGCAGCUUCGGCCUUAAUGUGAUAAGAGGCAUGCUAAAAUUGCCGGAGGAAGACAUGCACCGUCGCCGAAGGUAUGAUUCUGUUGAGGUUCAAAGGGAAGCAGUUAAAAGCUUUGUCAAAGACUGGGAACCUUUUGAUUGGACAAAACAGCUUCACAGUUAAGCCAGUUGAAUAUUAUCUGCCACUUGUGAUUUGCCUGUCCCGUUGUGGUUGGCCUGUGACAUAUUAUUGCAGAGGUGACCGACACGGCUAAGUAGCCCUGGUGCAUGUCUUAUAAUUCUGCAUUGGCAAGUGUAAUUUAACCUGAAUUGUCAUCUUAUUAUAGUGAUAAAUUUUGAUAUUUUA